Cryptotermes secundus is the source of this 4164-nucleotide messenger RNA. It is a transcript of the gene Cont, whose product is annotated as contactin. The record is from RefSeq and is a predicted model, not a curated record. NCBI's taxonomy places the organism in Eukaryota, Metazoa, Arthropoda, Insecta, Blattodea, Kalotermitidae. Gene Ontology annotation, biological process: cell-cell adhesion. The coding region runs from base 246 to 3902 and encodes 1218 amino acids. Gene Ontology annotation, molecular function: protein binding. The transcript is spliced from 22 exons.
GGUGUUGUGGGGUGUGAAUGCCUUGUGCAGUGUGACUCAGUUGAGUGUGGUUUGGUGGUUAAGUAGUAAAAUUGAGAUUGGCGCGUGUUAAAAGAGUUUUUUUAGAGUUUUGAUAUUCCAGAAGUAAAGAGCUGCCAAGGAGACGGGAUAUAGUAUGUAAUGCAAGAUUGACAGUUUGAAGUACGUCGAAGGACCUACAUUUUCCAGUGCCACUCCCUUAUGAAGCAUCGGUACCAACGGUAGCAAUGUUGGAAGCUGGUUGGUUUUUGAUACUGGCCUUGCCAUGUGUGGCUUCACAGAUUAGAACUUUAGAUUCAGAAAUGAGAUGCCCUCAGCACUGGGUCAGGUUUCAGUUGUCCUGUUAUCGAUUCAUCAAGUCCCCACUUCGUAACCGCAAUGAUGCCAGGAAGAAUUGUGAGGCAUAUCAGGCAGACUUGGUAAGUGUGAAUACUCCUGAUGAGCAUGGGUUCCUGGUGAAUGAACUGUUGUGGCAGGAUCCUCAGCAUCGUCGUUGGUACACAAGUGCACGUCAGCAGAGCCCCGACUAUUGGUUAAAUGGAGAUAACUCACAGAUAGUGAACAUGGACAAUGCUUUCCUCCCAGAUCAUCAGUCUACCUUCAAUAAGGAUUACUUGGUUUAUAGUUUCUCUAACCAGUUAAAACGUUGGGGCUUUGAACAAGUUGCUGGAGAUGAGCCCCUUCUCUUCAUCUGUGAAGCACCCAUUGACAGUUUGCAUUAUCUGGCGGUGGAUGACCGCACAUACCAAUAUGGUGUUGAUGUUGAAGAUCCCCUGAAAGUGCCGCGAGGUCCAUUCUUCAUCAAGCAGCCACAUGAUGUAGUAUUUGAUCUAUCAAAGAGAGAGAUAUUAAAUGAUGUCUCUUUGAGUUGUUUUGCUGGAGGUUAUCCAACACCUUCAUAUGAGUGGUUCAAGGAAGAUUAUGAGAAUGAUCGCUUAGUGUCUUACAAAGUAGACCCACUAAGUGAUCGUCGUUAUACACUAAGUGGUGGAACCCUGAUCAUUCAUGACCCAAGACAGAUUGAGGACAGAGGCACGUACCAUUGUAAAGCAACAAAUGAAUUUGGUACAAUAAUAUCAGAGAGCGUGCAGCUUGCUUUUGGAUUUAUUGGGGAAUUCAACUUAAAGAGAUCUCCAGAGAGUGGAAAUCAGAAUUGGGGAAAAUCGAUUUACUGUGAUCCUCCUCAGCAUUUCCCAGAUGUAAACUACUACUGGGCCCGUGACUACUUCCCAAAUUUUGUGGAAGAGGAUAAACGUGUGUUUGUAUCUUUUGAUGGUGCCCUCUAUUUUUCGGCCCUGGAGAACAUUGAUCGAGGGAACUACAGUUGUAAUGUACAGAGCAAAGUCUCUGACAAAGGUCGCAAUGGACCCUUUUUUCCCUUGCGUGUCCUACCAUAUCCAAAUUACCAGCAGUUGAAAUUUCCAAAUAAUUUCCCAAAGGCUUUUCCUGAAGCUCCUGUAGCAGGCCGUGAGGUUCGUUUGGAAUGUGUUGCUUUUGGAUACCCCGUACCAUCUUACAAUUGGACUCGUAGAGGUGCAAGCUUGCCAAAGGGUGCCAUCACUACCAACUACAAUCGAGUACUGAUUAUACAGAAAGUCCAAGUGGAAGAUGAGGGAGAGUAUGUAUGUCGAGUAACCAAUGAUAAAGCAGCUAUUGAACACAGUGUGAUCCUUAGCAUACAAGCUGAACCAAACUUCACAAUUCCUCUGCUAGACAAGCAUAUGGAUAAUAAAGGAGAGCUUACAUGGACAUGCGAAGCAUUUGGGAUUCCUGAUGUAAAUUACACAUGGUUCAGAAAUGGAGAAAUGUUGGAUGUGAACAAAUUACCUCAUGAGGACCGUGACCGCUACAUUAUUGUUGAUAAUGUACUGACAAUAAAGUAUUUAGAUCCUGAAAGAGAUCAGGCAAUGUACCAAUGUCGAGCCAGAAAUGUUCUUAAAACCAAGUAUUCAUCAGCGCAGUUAAGAAUUCUCUCAUUGAAACCCUCUUUCAAGAAACGACCCCUUGAAUUGGAAACAUAUGCUGCAGAAGGCGGAAAUAUAACAAUAAUAUGUAAUCCUGAAGCAGCACCAAGACCCAAAUUUGUGUGGAAAAAAGAUGGUAACGUUAUUGGUGGUGGUGGUCGUCGACAUAUUCUAGAAAAUGGUAAUCUCAUAGUUAGUCCUGUUUCUCGAGAUGAUGCUGGCCUAUACACGUGCACAGCAUCAAAUUCUUAUGGAUCUGAUGAGAGCAAAGGGAGACUAAUUGUGUUACAGGCUCCUAGGUUUGUUGAGCGUAUGAGAACCCGUAUUGUGACUGCAGUGGAAGAUGAUAUGAGGCUUAGAUGCCAAGCCGAGUCAGAGGAAAUCCUAGACCUUGCCUACAUAUGGACACAUAAUGGCCUUCGCAUACGAGAUACAGAUCUCAUUCAUACACGAUCUACUGUUGAUGGCGGCAUGUUGGACAUCAGAAACAUAACAUUUGCAGAUGCUGGAGAUUAUGAGUGCAUCAUCAAAACUGCAGUUGGUAGAAUCUCAAGCAAAACAUCUGUGUUUGUGCAUGGACCUCCUGGACCACCUGGUGGUGUCCAAGUUUUAGAAGUGAAGAAGACAUCAGCUAUCAUCCGUUGGACUGAUGGUGCCUCUAAUGGUCUUAUCAUUGACAGAUACUUGAUAUCUGGCCGAACAAAUUGGAAUAACACGUGGAUUAAUAUAACACACAAUAUUGAGGCACGAGAAAUAGAUCGCUACACAGGUAGGAAAGAGGCUGUUAUUGAGAGCAGCCUAUCUCCAUGGUCAAUCUAUGAAUUUCGUGUUACUGCUGGCAAUGAACUUGGAUAUGGAGUUCCCUCUGCACCAUCUCCUCAGUACAACACUCCUCCAGAUAGGCCUUAUAGAGCACCAGCAAAAGUUGGUGGAGGAGGUGGCAAGAUUGGUGAUCUGACCAUUGUAUGGGAGCCAUUGACAUCAGAGGAUCAAAAUGGACCAGGAAUUCACUAUAAGAUAUUUUGGCGUCGUUCAGAACAUGACACAGAAUUCCAGACUCUACUGCUGAAAGAAUAUGGAAAUGUUGGCAUGCAUGUUGUACGCAUACAGCAUGAAUUCUACUAUACAAAAUAUGACAUCAAAGUGCAGGCCAUCAAUGAUAUUGGGCCUGGGCCAGAGUCAGAAGUUGUUACAAUAUUCAGUGCUGAAGAUAUGCCCCAGGUGUCUCCAGUGCAAGUGUCUGCUAGAUCAUACAACUCUACCGCACUUAAUGUAAGCUGGCUGCCCAUUGAACAGACUCGGGAAAAGAUUCGUGGAAAGCUUAUUGGCUACAGGCUAAAGUAUUGGAAGGAUGGUUCCAGUGAGCAAGAUGCAGUAUAUUAUUUGAGUCGAUACCAGCGUCCAUGGGCCAUUAUAGUUGGUCUUCAGCCUGACACACUAUAUUAUGUGAAAGUAAUGGCCUACAACUCUGCAGGAGAGGGUCCCGAGAGUGAACGUUUCCUGGAAAGAACCUUCAGGAAGGCUCCUCAGAAGCCACCAUCAGCCGUAUCUGUAUAUGGAGUGGAUCCCUCAACUGUACGAGUUGUUUGGCGUUAUGUUGCUCCCAGUUUGGAGGAAGAACCUCUUAUUGGUUAUAAGGUUCGUGUAUGGGAAAUAGACCAGGACAUGAGUACAGCUAAUGACACCAUUGUCCCAGUUGGUUCCAGUUUAGAAGCAUACAUUCACAAUCUGUCUCCAGGAAAGGUAUAUCGUAUGCGAGUUUUAGCAUUCUCCAAUGGUGGUGAUGGACGAAUGUCAUCUCCUGCCCUUACUUUCCAGAUGGGUGAUGCAGCAACAUUCAGAAACAGGGGCUCCCAUAAUGUAGUAGGCACUUCUGCAGUUGCAUGUUUGUUACUUGUAUGGAUUCUGGGUGUGGUAUGAUACUUCGAACUACAAGUCAGCUGUGCUACUUACCUCAAGUGCUCUUAUGAAGCCUGUGGUUUUGGAAACCAAAAGACAAUUGACUGCUUGAUGUUAAAAUAUAAUGUGAAAAGCAAGUAAUGAAGCUAACUACUUGAGUGCUGAAUGUAUGAAAACAAGUCAGAUUUUAUGUUCAUGAUGAUUUCCAAUGGCUAUAUUGAUUAGUAAUAAACUCAGAAAUCCUAACUUAUAGGUCCUGUUUCAUUUGCCACAUCACAUAAUU